UUUUCUCUCUUUCUUCCUUUAUCUUUUUGGCUUUUCUCAUCAAUUUAGAAUAGUAUAAUUAUUUCAAUCAUCCUUUUUUUCAGAAAAGACAUAACUAACCUCUCUCUGCUUGUUCUUUCUCCCUACUUGUACUUUACUUUCUUUCGCUAAAAAUCUCUCUCAACGCAAAUACUUUUGAACAUAUAUUUUUCAAUCUGGGACAUUAUAAAUAUUUUUCCCGUUGAAAUGGGUUCCGUAGUUUCAGUCCAUAAAGAUCAAGAAACAUCAAGAAUCAUGAAAUACCAAUUACCAGAGAAUUCUUCUGAAGCCAAUGAUAAGAAUCUGUUAAUUUCAUCAUCAGCCUUGGAUUUCAAGUCUCGGAACUUCGGCAGUAAAGAAGAGAAUUUCUUUGAUUCUCAAGCUUGGUUAGAAUCAGAUUGUGAUGAUGAUUUCCGCAGUGUCAAUGGAGAGUUUACACCAUCUCGCAACAGCGCUUCUGACCCUCAGAGCAAUUCUAUUGGAACUAAGGAACUCAGCGCUGAAUCAUCCCCAACUGACAGGAAAAAGAGACUGUCUGAACUACUAAAAGAGAAUCUUGGGGGUGAUGUCGAUGUUUCUAGAUUAGAUAAACAAAAUACUUCCGACGGCAAGGUAGAGUCUGCACAAGCCAAUCUUGAACAUAUCGCUACUCCAAGAACUCCCAGGAGAUCUCCCUACAUGUUUGGACUAAAUUCUUUAUGCAGUAGCGAAAAAAGUCCUAGACAUCCCAAACCCGAGAGAGAGAAAUCCGCUGCCAGUUCUGUACAAUGUUGUCUGCCAAGUUAUUUGAUGACUAGCCGUAGCUUUAACGAAAGAAAAAAGAGGUUGAGCCCUGAAAGAAAUGGUCUAGCCGCGUAGUGUAACCGUGUAUUCUUGGUGUGAAGUUUUGUGUGUAAGAUAAACGGAUAGUAUACAAGUCUUAAUUCUGUAACAAAGAAAGUGGAGAAAGGUAUAAACUGGAAGAUGCAUAAUGAUACACUACACUACAGAAACUGGGAGCAUUAUAUUUAAGAUCUAUGUAUAUACAUGUGUGGUUUAUGUGAACAUCUAAUUACAUAUGUGACAGGUUUUUCA
This is a messenger RNA of Papaver somniferum (opium poppy), 1092 nucleotides long. RefSeq lists its product as uncharacterized. Lineage: Eukaryota; Viridiplantae; Streptophyta; Magnoliopsida; Ranunculales; Papaveraceae. Bases 226 to 876 code for a protein of 216 amino acids. The transcript has 3 exons. The record is from RefSeq and is a predicted model, not a curated record.